AUGCGUACCACUCGGCGGUGUUGCCACACUUUCCUCGCUUUCAUUCUCAAAUUCGUUAAUUUCCUCCAAACAUUCGUUGGUCUCUCGAUCGUUAUAUACUCUGCCUAUAUGCUUAAUCAAUGGCAUAACAAUCACUCUCAAAGCCCUGUACAUUUACCUCCGUCGCCGGACUUUCCUGACGCAAUUUUGUCGAAUUUCGACGCAGUUAAGGGUCCUGAUCACGUCACUCCUUUGAAUUUGGCAGCCAACGUCGUUUCCGGUCUAGAAUUCAAUGUCCAAAAUCUUCCCGCUCCAUGGUUCAUAUAUGCAUUUAUGGGAGUGGGGGUUGUGGAUCUUCCAUUUGACCCAACUGGAGAACUUUAUAGAAUUCGGGCUUUCAUCGAAAACAAUGUUGAAGUUUGUAAGUGGGUUGGAAUCAGUUUGGUUGUAAUUCAGGUUUUAUCCCUACUUCUCGCAAUGAUCCUGCGAGCCAUGGUUUCUAUAAGGCGAGAAGACAGUGACAUUGAGGGAGGCUAUGAUGUUAGCAAUAGAACACCACUGCUAAAUCCACAACUAAGCCAAACAUAUGGGUCAAUCAAAGGCAUUAGAACUCACUCUGACAGCUGGAGCUCACGCAUGAGAGAAAAGGUAUCUCUUUAG
This is a messenger RNA of Ilex paraguariensis (yerba mate), 639 nucleotides long. NCBI's taxonomy places the organism in Eukaryota, Viridiplantae, Streptophyta, Magnoliopsida, Aquifoliales, Aquifoliaceae. The record is from the annotation of a GenBank genome assembly.